CUUCUCUUUCUCAUUCUUUAUCAUGUUUGCAGAUUGUUUAUAUAUUUUAACUAUUUUAUUUCACCAAUUGGUGUCUUUUUAAUGUAUGGAUGUGGCGCAGACUUGUGUAUUAACAUACAUUUGUUAACCUGUCUUGGUUAUAUUCCUGGUCAUAUUCAUGCUUUCUAUCUCAUGUUAACACGUCCUUCAACUAGAAGAAAUCAACCCAUUUAUAUCCAAUCUCAAAACUAUUCUACUUUACCACCUCAGCAAGGACCCUACAUGCCACCACCUCCUCAAUAAACUUUUUAUUAACGAGCUAAUAUAAGUGUAUAUGCAUGUGUACGUGUACGUGUAAGUGUACGUGUACGUGUGUAUUAUAUAAAAAGUGUUUAUGGUACAAUAAACUAUCAAAUAAAAUAAGAAUAUAGUUUACAAUAA
Molecule: messenger RNA, 420 nt
Organism: Cokeromyces recurvatus
Lineage: Eukaryota; Fungi; Mucoromycota; Mucoromycetes; Mucorales; Mucoraceae
Exons: 4
Coding region: 82-282 (66 amino acids)
Cellular component (GO): membrane
Source: RefSeq, a predicted model, not a curated record